Penicillium subrubescens is the source of this 5031-nucleotide messenger RNA. RefSeq names its product nuclear pore complex Nup192/Nup205 family protein. Gene Ontology annotation, biological process: nuclear pore organization. The transcript is spliced from 5 exons. The coding region runs from base 1 to 5031 and encodes 1676 amino acids. The record is from RefSeq and is a predicted model, not a curated record. Gene Ontology annotation, molecular function: structural constituent of nuclear pore. Gene Ontology annotation, cellular component: nuclear pore inner ring; nuclear pore. NCBI's taxonomy places the organism in Eukaryota, Fungi, Ascomycota, Eurotiomycetes, Eurotiales, Aspergillaceae.
AUGGCAGAGCUUCACGAGAACCUGGCAAGCCUGCGAGGCUUGUACCAGGACCUCUCGGCCAUCCCCGACAGCGCGUUCCUGAACGUGGAGCGACUGGUCAUCGAAUUGGAAACGCAUAUCCAGGACUUUCAAAAUCUCCUAGACAAACCAGCGAAGAGCAAUGCUAGUCGCCAAACGGUACUGUCCGGCAAGAUCACGGUUGCCGACAUCGAGUACUCCAUCAAUGAAGACUUCCAACAAGGCGCACUCCAGCUCGCCGAUGCUUUGAACAUUGACGAGUUGGAGGCGGCGGUGAUGUUCCUAGCUGCUCAGGACGACUCCCAAGUCCUCGACCGAUCUCCUCUUAUCACCGCGAUUAUGCGAUUCCACGAGCGCCGCCAUUUUCUUCUCGAAUGUUUACGCUUGAUCUUCCGCGAAGCUCUCGAAGCAGAAGGGCCUGAGAAUAUUCAGCCUAUCAUGCAGGAGACUAUGGCACUCGUUCUGGACACCAAAAACAGACAAAUGCAGAACGCGUCUCUGUUUGCCAGAAAGGUCUUGGGGUCCAUGGGAGACGUCGAAACGUGGCUGUCACUUCUCGGAGACCAGGUCCAAAAGGCCUCUAUCGUGGGACAGGAGGAGGACCGUGACAUCAUGGAAGCUAUUGAAUACCAGCGACACAGCCUACAACAGCAGCAUGAGUCGCUCGGGGCCAUCUUACUCUACCUUUUCAAGGGUACCUUCACCAGCGCCGAGGACUUCCGCCUCCUGAUCGCCCAUCUGAAGAAGCUAGAUCGUCUUGAUGGGCUACUCAUCCACUACUUCCCAGUUGCAAUCGCGUCCUUUGUUCGUCACGGUUCUCCCGAAAGCUCUGGUACUCGAGCCGAGGCUCGGGGUCUGCACGAUGUGAUCGCCAAGGCCGCGGAUGGUCAAACGUGGAAGCUCCCGAAUUUCCAUGCUGCUAUUACCGCUUUGUGGUUAGCCAUCUAUAGCGGGUGGUACUUCGACGAUGGCCCAUCAGAUCCCGUUCCCAAUGUUGAUCCAGAGAAAGAGGCCGAAGAGCGCACAAAGAUGUUCAUGGUAUCUCUUGAUGACGGGGCACUCGAGUUGAUGUUGGCGAUAUGCGCCAGCGUCAACAGUGAAGAAUGGGCAGAUCCCGCGCGCAGUGAAUUAGUGGCAUUGCUUUUGAAAGAAAGUCCCAUCAACCUACCUGACUCUAGUUCGUGCAGCGGUUACAUGAAAGAACUACUGAUGCAGAGUUUCGAGGUGUUUGUGGAGUCGUGCAUUGCAAACAUGCCUGAUGCUGUUCGAAAACUCAAAUCAGAAGAAGACAACCAACGUUUGGAUCAAAUAACUGCGUUGAGAGAUGGUCUGACGUCGAGCACGAACCGCGGUCUGGUGGAAGCACGAACUCACCUCGAGUCCCUCUUGAUGAUUAUUUCAUUUGCUUUUGAACAUCGAGAAGAUGCUGCGCAGGAAUUUUGGGGUGAUGUGGAAGGUAAUCUUUACGGGUUCCUCCAAUGGGCGUCUAAGCGUCAAACCGUCCCCCGAGUCAGUGCUUUUUGCGAGAUGCUCUGCUCUAUCUCGGAAGGAGAGGAGAAUGCCGCUGCUGCGCACAGGUUCUUAACAGAGGAGGAUAAAUUCCUAACUUCCAAGUUGAAGCGAUCUACGAAUAUGAACUGGAUACAGAUGUUCGCCGAAUUACAUCUCUACGCAACAAGAGUCACGGAAAAGUCUCCAGCCAGCGGCCAGACCUCACAUACUGCUCAAGGCCUCCUACGUGCUCGGAAGCCGGGGCCUGUGGAUAUGAGCGAACCUGAAUCCCCUGUUAUGCUCACCUGUUACCUCCGCCUCAUGGGUCAUUUGUGCAAGCAAAGUGGAGCCAUCCGAGAAUGGAUGCUUCAAAAUCAAUCAUUCAAGGUUGCAGAGGAACUUCUCAUGUUGUGCAAGGGUCCUAUCCCCAGUCAUCUCAGGGCAACAAUUUUCACUACCCUCUCCGCCUUGAUGACCGACAGAACCCCGGGACAUGGCAACGAUAUGUGGGAGUCGAUCAACACCUUUUUGAUCAGUGCACCAGCAGGGGAGACGUCAACCCUCAUGAAAGCCCCUGCACAUUCCAAUCAGAGCCUAUGGUACGAACAGCAAGCGUUGCAGAAAAUUGGCGAGAGUUUUGAUCAAACCAAUGCCUUUGUGGUUCUUAUCAAUUCCCUAGUCACGCCCACCUCGGACCUGAGUGAAAAGCCUUUGUCCCUUACGUAUCCGGAAUCUUUGGGAGCCGCAUAUCGCAUGCCUGGAAUUGAACCUUACGUCGACUUUAUCCUGGGUCAUGCUCUUUCUCGUAGAAUCCAGGAUCUCAGUGGCUAUCAAUCCCGUUUGUUGACCUUCAGUUGCUUGGAGUUCGUUGUGACAACUCUGCGGACCUUCAACGAGGAUCUCGUCACUGUUCUCAGCCAACCCUCUCUGGCCGAGUCUGCUGCAAAGGCUUCCAACCUUGAAGCCUACGUCCGCCUGCAUGCCUUUUCUCGUGUGAUGGAGUGGCUUUUCAACGAGGACGUUCUGAAAGCGCUGUUCGCAAUCAGUCAGCUGGAUAUCUCAGAAGUCGCUCAGGCGUCGUCAGAUUCAGUUUUGGUCUUGACAUUACUCCGCAGUGUUGAGGUGAUGAAUUUGAUUAUGGAUCUUCAGUCGACCUACUUCAACGUCGUCAAGCCCAUGGUCAAGUCCAAGUCUGUGGGGCACCGUUCCACCGUGGCAAACUCGUCACUCGCUUCAUUUGAAGAUAGCGUGCUCAACAACUUGUCCUUGGUCCCUGCGCUCUGUCUUUAUUGCGGUACGGGCCAUGAGCAACUUACCGUCACAUCUAUGGCUCUGCUAGAGAAACUCACGAGUUCACGCAAACUCAACAAGAUGUCCACGUUUGAAAUCACAAAAUGGCAGUCCUCGAACAAGAUCGUGGAAGUCCUCGCUACUGAGGUGGAUGUUGACAGUGUAGCGCGCUCACUCGUCGCCAUGAUGGACCCGGACCUAAGAGAACUGGAGUGUGGGCCGCGGGCAGCUGGCUAUGUUAUUCGGGAAAGCCUUCUGGCCCUCUUGAACAGCUGCUUGGGUAUGAUCACAGAUCGCCCCACUGUAGCUCAUCUCCUGCUAGGCUUCAGUUGUUUAGGAAAUAUUCUUGAUGUACCUGCGGAUGGUUUGUUCGCCAAUCGGAUGUCGUUGCUACACGCCAUCAUUGGCUUCCUGCAGGCUUACCCUGAUGAGCUGGAUGGAACUAUUACAUCAUACACGGUGCAUCUCAAGCGCAUGGCCUUUGAAGUCCUAAAACACCUGUGGUCCUCGAAGCUCGCGUUUUACUUCACUUUGACUGAGAUGCGCGCGCAUGGCUUCUUGAUGAACAUGUUUGCGGGACAACCCAUUAUCGGGCCCAAUACCCCCUGGAAUGGCCAUCCCAUUUUCACAGACGAAUUCUGGGUCACCGAUGCGACUUCAGCAUUGGCGGAAUUCCUUCUCUACCGAAGCCAUCUAUUUGCAUAUGCUGCCACUGAGAUUCGCUCUGCCGCAAAGGUCGGAUCACCCACGCUCCAGGCCGGUAUUCUCUCAACUCUUCUGGGAAGCUCGACAUUGGACAACGGUGAAUCUGUCUCUAAUGCGUCAGUGUUUGACCUUUUUGACUUUGCAGACCUUGAUGUCUCACGCAACUUCCAAGUGCCUCGGCUUAUAUUCCUAAACAAUAUUGGCAUUGAAGACUGUGCCAGCCAAGAACGGGACACGUUGGUUCUUUACGAUAUUUCCAAGGUUGAGGAGUUGAUCCACAUUCGCAAGUCCGAGUUACUUGCCACCUUCCCCGGACGGCCUCACGCCGAGGAACAAUUCGACACUGAAGCGGAAGGCUUGAAGAUCUUCAUUCUGGCGACCAACCAAAGCCGACAAAUUAGUUACAACCGCUAUCUUGCCCUCCGCUCGUGGGCAGAGCUCGUCACCACCAUCACUACUUGCUCUGUCUUAGAUGACGCGACCAGGCCGACCUUCAUCCUACAUGCUAUUCAGAUGAUUCUUCCCAAGCUUGAAAUCUCAAUUGAAAGCGAAUCACUAGAAGCUAUUGAACUCGCACGUUUGGGUGAAACAUUGAUCAGCAAGCUUGCGUCCGAUCUUCCUGAAGCCCCUACCUCUCGGAGUGGAGACGUGAUCGAUGAAAAACUUCACCAGCUCUUCCAGGUGUCCGUCCGCGGUAUCAUGCUGGCUUCUGGGAAUGUGUCUUUGAGAGAAGUUCUCUACAGCAUCUGCUCCCACUACAUCACUCGCAUCACAUCAUCUGAUAUCGCACACGAGAGCCUCCGCCGUCACAGUCAACAAAUUGUUAAGACUGCAGGCCCUGGUCUUGUAGAGGCCGUCUGCGACGAUGCUUAUACUGGGCAGGAGGCUUGCCGUGCUUCGGCGCUUCUAUUCUUGAACUGUCUUGCAGCUCUGGAUAGCCGAACAGACUGUGUUCUUGCUGAGCUGAUAUCUCAGUCGAACUAUCUUAGUCUGUUCCUCGAUGCAAUCAGGUCACUUCCCGUUGAGCUUCGGAAUGCCCAGGCAGCUGAUACUUCUUCCCUGUUGGCAUACUAUGAAUCUUUGCUAGCCCUGCUACAGCAGCUGUCUCAGACCAAGAGUGGAGCCACUUAUGUUCUCAAGUGCGGUCUGUUCGACUCUGUCCGUGAGUCGCAGCUGUUUGCUGCGGAUCCCGACAUUGGCAUUGAUAUUGAUAAUCCGGAUGCCCUCCGAAAGUACUACGACUUGCUUCUAUGUGUGAUCCGUGUCAUUGUCUCUGCCGUGUUCUCCAGGGGAGCCCACAAUGAGCAGAUCAAGGCACAGACUCGCGCCUUCAUCGCCGAGAAUCGGCCAUGUAUGGUCGGUGUGUUUAAGCGGUUUGCAAAGAUUGGUGGCAGUACCAGUGCCACUCAUCAUGAAGCCCUCUGCGAACUCGUCAAGUCAUUUAUGGCUCUUGUGACCGCUACUGAUUUCCUCGAGUUCGAGGAUCAAGAAAUGCAGCAGCACACUCGGCCCGCUCUGUUCUCAUGA